Molecule: messenger RNA, 3587 nt
Organism: Osmia lignaria (orchard mason bee)
Lineage: Eukaryota; Metazoa; Arthropoda; Insecta; Hymenoptera; Megachilidae
Source: RefSeq, a predicted model, not a curated record
CUAUGAUCGAAUCUGAUUGUGAGACCGCUUUUUAUCAAAACUUAAUGUGAUUGUUAUAAGUUAUUAACGUCUCUUUUCUCUUAAAAUAGAUGAUAGAUUAAUACUAAAGCAAGGUUUCUUUUGAAUCAGUGAAAUCAAAUAAAUUCAAUAUGUCAGACAUAUUGAAGUUAACAAAAAUCAUGAAAUGUAUGAGAAUACAAGUUUCGCAGAUUGUGUUUCGGAUAAUUGGAAGUUCAAUCGAUAACACAGUGAGUAGAGAGGAAUAGAGAUUUCGAUUGAGCCGAGUUUACAGCAUAAAGAAACGGGACUUUCAGUUUCGUCUGGACGUCCGUAAGUACAACAUCGUGAGUGUAACGGUCGAAUAGGCACGCGCGUGAAAGUUUUUGUCUUUCAAGCGCCCAGCCUCCUCCGUACGCUAAGUCAAUCGACGCGACGCGACGCAAGGAGAUACGAAGAGACGCAGACUGCGCUUAUUCUUUAAAUUGGUGCAAGUAUCGAGGUAAUCUAUAUGCAAAUUUCUUUCAUUUCAAAUAGUUAAUUACUUCUUUUUUUAUCGUUGCUUUUCAUUGCAGAUGUUUAACCAGCUGGUAAAAACACGCAUCCUAUCUUACCGUGUUAUCUGUCAUUACCAUUUGCAAUUGGUGUCCCUCCGCUUUCAAUGAUUAUUAAAAUAUUCAUAACGUAUUAAAAAUCGAUAUCGGUGUAUUUAGAAAAGUCUACCAAACGUGAAUUUAGAUAAUUACUUUAUGGUGGGUAACAAAAUAUGAAAUAACAAAUAUUUUAUUGUACAGAUUUUGGAGGAUGUUAUCAUCACUGUGGAUAAUGAAUCGCGCGUUACUAAUGGGAUCACGUACACAAUACUGACGUAAUACAUACUUUACUGUUUGUUGAAUAUGCCGACACGCUAACUGCCUUAAAGUAAUUGGUAUUUUUCUACUUUCUCUGACGAAAAGAAAAGCUAUAUUAUCCCUCUGGUCAUUUAGCAGAUUCUGGCACUGAGUUUGAUACGAAACGUGAAUCUGCAUGUAUGAAAGUUGUCCCUUGCCUGAGGCUGUUUUGCCUUUCUUGUACCAUCGAUAGAAAACUCUUACUUAUUAGUAUGUGGUAUGAAUUUCUGUUCUACAUGUAUCAAUCAAUACAUAUGUCCGUCCUACAUAAAAAUAUGGGCCAUUUAUAGGUGAACAGACUCCGCCGUUCAGACGUGAAUCAACUAAAGGAAUAAGUUGGUACAUAUACUGUAAUGGUAACGGAUUAGAGGAUCAAGUGUGUAUUCUUGAAUUAUGGGGUGACAUGUUUUCAGGAGACGGCCCUGAAUGAAUGCGAGUGAAAGUUUGCGAGUUAAAUAUUUCUUGAGACUUCUCUUCAUGGACCGUUUCUAUAUACGAGCUUCCUCUAAGUUUAUAUACCUUGAAUCUCCAUUUUUUAUGUUCAUUUUUAGACAUCAAGGGUGCAGCGAAUAAUACGUGAACAUCGGGCAGUGGGCUGUAACGACGUGAAAGUGGCCGGUUGGAAGUGGCGGAAUGCGGAGUGCUGGGCGCCUAUGACCCGUACGCUGAUCCAUGCUACUAGUACUAUUUCUUUCAAUAAGACAAAGAAAGAUGAAAUGUUAAAAGGAAAACAGGAAUUUUGAGAAUGAAUGUGUGCGGCAUUUAGCCCGCAACCGAGGAUUCUGAAAAGAGUAUGCAGCGCUGGUUACUAGCCCUAGACGAACCUGCAUCCAACCCAUGCGGUAACGAUCAUCAACCACGAUCCAUCGGGGUGAUGCUGGAAUCCGGGAAAUUUUGUUCCAGUGCCGCAAUCGCAACAGCCUUGACAGUUUCAGCCGGAAAUCAGACUAGUUUCAAUGAUGAUGGUGUAAAGUUACCUUUGCAUACGCCGAAUGAACGAUACGCUUGUAAUACGGAUAACUUGUACGCUGUACCAAGAACUGACCUACAUGAAACUGAAUGGAUACAGCCUAACUCGUUAGAGGGAGAAGUCUCCAAAUUUAUAGCUGGUUCGUCAACAACAACAACAACAACAACAACAACAACGACAACAAGAACAACAACCACCACCACGAGAAAUUAUCUAAGAAGAUGUCGAACUUCCACCAGUUCCGGCUAUUCCAGUCAUUCUCCGCCAUUAUCAGCUGGUUCUUAUUCUUGUUAUGCGUCAGCGGUUUAUGGACAGAAUUUUUUUCGAAGCGUACCUCUAACGAUGAAGGAUCAAUUCGAUGGAAGCUUAGCAGUUAUUCACGAAAGCGAGUCAAUUCCACGUCCAAUUUGGCCGUCCUCGUUUCCUAGCCCACGCGAAUUUUAUCAGAAUGAUGAAAAUCCUGAAUACGAUGCUUUGUAUACGUGUUGGGGAUGCGAUUGUACAUACACUUCCUCCUACUGCGAUUGGAAUCGUGAAAAAUCUUCAGGCACAUCCGCACACGAGGUCCUCCUUGAACUAUCUCGAACCCUAAAUUCUGUGAUAGAAGGUGAGAGUAUCGUGACACCGGAAGAGAUCUUACAAAGUAUAUCGCAUAAAGUUGCUCAAGGAAUGAAUGGAGGAAUCUACGAGUACGUUUACAACAAUUCAUCUUUCUUGCCAAGUAAAAAGUCGUUCGUGAACGAAAAUAAUUCAUGCUUGUUAAACUGUAACAAAAAUUCAUCGUCCAAGAUGAAUCCAAUUAAUUCAAAACUCUAUAGCAAUACCCGGCGUUUUUAUAUAUACAAUCCGGCAUGGUACACCUGCUUGUGUACCUGCGAACGCAAUCAUAAAUUUAUAUCGUCUUUGAAGACUGACAAACAAGUCGUAACAAAUAAUGAACUGGAAAAGAAAGAAGAUUCGACAAUGGUUUUGGUAGACGAUUAUUAUCAAGGAACGAAUUCAUGGCCAACAUUACAAAACAAUAAAAAUAUUUGCGAAUGUUUGAACCAUUCAACUCGUUAUGUUAAAACGAUACAAAAUACAUACGAGGAUCAUGUUAGAACUGAUGGGAAAAAAACAAUUAACAUCAAUGAAGGAAGCAAGCAUAAUAGGAACAAAAUUGUUCCAAGUGAGCCAGAAUAUGCAAUGCAGCUGGAGAGCGGUUAUAGUGACUCGUUAAAUGGAAAUAUAGUCUUCUCAUCCAGCAAAAAUAAUUGGGAUUAUCGUAUGCAAGGAUUCAUUGGAGAUUUAGAUUUCACUCUGGACGUUUCUCGAGCGGAACGCUUAGGGCGAACGAUUGCAAAAGCAAAGCGUAAGAGACAGUGGUGUAGAACUUUAACCGCUUUUUUUGGACUAGUCUUUUUUAUUUUAAGUGUCGUCAUUGUUUCGUUAUCUGUAACGAGAGGUCGUAAAGUAUUUGGCAGUAUAUAACAUGUAUGAAUUGUAAAACGGUACUCUUUAUUGUUAUCAUUCGAUUGAAACACUUCUCGUAACAAAAUUAUUGACCGACACUUGAUUUAUACAUAUAUUUCUUAGUACCUUAUACCGUUAAGUAAAAUUAACAGGAUUAAGAUCCUGUUAGCAAUAUAUGGCUGUGACCAUGUUCUUAGGUACGAAUAAUAAUAUCCUAUAUGUAUACCCAGAUAAAAUCAUAUUAAUUAAUAAAUAAAAUAUGCAAUGUAAAUUCAAAA